AUGGCACCGCAAAAAAACGAAAAGCGUGAACUCGCUCGCGCACGGUUAGCGCGAGAUGCUGCGUUAAAAUCGGUAGUUAAUUUGCAUGUGUUAUCACAAAAGGCGUCUCUUGAUACACAAAGACAGGAGACUUUCUUAGCGCGUUAUGGUUCCCUGGAACGGUUCAGGAACAAUGUUGAAAAGGAACAGCAGAUUAUCAUGUCAUCGUUGGUCGGUCUGGAUCGGGAAGAUGAAUACGUCAACGUCGAUGAGGCUACAUCCGAUAAAUUGGAACAGUUGUGUGGUGACAUUGAGGUGGUUUAUCGUACGUUAAAUAAAUGCAUACCGCCAACACAGUUAAAUUCCGAACGUGUAAAUAAUGCAAAUUCCAAUCGGGCACUAACAUUACCGAAAGUCGAAUUGCCCAAAUUUGACGGCAACGCUGUACAGUGGUGCACGUUUCGUGAUAUGUUUGUGUCAUUGGUACAUAAUAAUAAUGUCCUUACUGAUAUUGAACGUUUUCAUUAUUUAAUUUCGGCAUUAUCGGGUUCUCCUUUAAUGAUCGUAAAAUCGGUUCCGUUGACGGCGGAAAAUUAUGAUAUUGCUUGGCGCGCCUUAAAUGAUCAGUACGACAAUAAACGACAUCUUAUCACCGCGCAUUUGGAUAAAUUAUUUGCAUUCGAGCGAAUUCAACGUGAAUCUGUCCCAGCAUUAAUGUCGUUCAUUAGUACUUUUCGUGAGAACGUCGCUGCGAUUAAAGCAUUGGGUGUCGAUGAUUUGUCGGGUUUUUUAUUAUUUUAUAUUGGCGCUCGUGUGUUAGACACAGAUACUCGGCGCUUAUUCGAAGAGUAUAUAUCGACAGAUGAAAUACCAAAGUUAGACAAAUUAUUAGAUUUCAUAGCGCUCCGAUGCAAAAUUUUAGAAAACAUUGGAACUCAAGAUACAAAACAAUUGAUUAGUAGUAGUGGAUCUAAAAGGAUCAAGGGCGAGCGGUCGUCCGGGAAGACAUCUUUGGCGGUGACUACUACUAAUAAGGCGGUUAAAUGUUCAUUUUGCGAACGCGAUCAUGCUAUGUAUAGAUGUUUUCUAUUUAAAAAGAAAUCGCUAACGGAAAGGCGGGAGUUCGUUGUUAAAAAGAAGUUGUGUUUUAUUUGUCUAAGUAAUGAUCAUAUCGCGAGUGCAUGUUCAUCAACAUACCUUUGUAAAUCUUGCAAUGGACGACAUCAUAUAUUGUUGCAUAUUGAUGCUAAGCGUGGCUUAACGACAAAUAGUAUUGAUUUGGCGAAGUCGGACAACAAAUCAGGUACCGCAAUUAAUAAGGACGAAGGCAGUUCAACAUCCCCAAGUUUUUCAGGUGCAUCGCAGUCAGAUAUACGGUUUGUUUUAGCCACAGCUCUAGUACGUGUAAGGGACAGUUCGGGUGAAUAUGUAGUCAUCAGAGUUCUUUUGGACAGUGGUUCACAGGUUUCUGCAAUCACGACGGAAUGUGCAAAGAGAUUGGGUUUACCACGUUUCAAGACCCGAACAGAAGUUGUCGGCCUCGCGCAGCAGCGGGAUAAAUCAAUCAAGGGUUCGAAUUCAUGUAACUUUAUUCCUUUGACAAUCGAUGAACCGACGUUUACGGCAACUAAUGUCACAAUUUUAAACAAAAUUACUGCGUCAAUGCCUUACGAAAAAUUACCAGAUAGUGUGCGUGAUCGAUAUGGUCAUUUACCAUUAGUAGACCCUGAGUUCGAUACACCGGGUCUUAUCGACAUGCUUGUAGGAGGGGAUCUGUAUCCAUUGGUUUUAUGUUCAAGGUGGAUUACCGUCAGCCCUAAAUACACAACUCGGAUGGGUAAUAGUCGGGGCUUUAAAGGAUUCAGUAACGUCAUCAGCAGUAUCAUUAGUCAUAAAUACCACACCAGCCACACCAUUGAUGAAAUAAUGCAGAAAUUUUGGACAGUCGAAGAACCUCAUGGGUCGGUCAUUUCAACCACGGAAGAUGACAUGUGUGAAAAAUGGUUUAAAACGAACGUGUCACUGGACACUACGGGAAGAUUUAAAGUCGCAUUACCAUUCAAGAAGACUGUAAUGUAA
This is a messenger RNA of Aphis gossypii (cotton aphid), 2058 nucleotides long. RefSeq lists its product as uncharacterized. Lineage: Eukaryota; Metazoa; Arthropoda; Insecta; Hemiptera; Aphididae. Gene Ontology annotation, biological process: proteolysis. Bases 1 to 2058 code for a protein of 685 amino acids. Gene Ontology annotation, molecular function: aspartic-type endopeptidase activity. The transcript has a single exon. The record is from RefSeq and is a predicted model, not a curated record.